Molecule: messenger RNA, 1108 nt
Organism: Tripterygium wilfordii
Lineage: Eukaryota; Viridiplantae; Streptophyta; Magnoliopsida; Celastrales; Celastraceae
Product: zinc finger protein 8-like
Exons: 1
Coding region: 228-941 (237 amino acids)
Biological process (GO): response to gibberellin; trichome differentiation; trichome morphogenesis
Molecular function (GO): DNA-binding transcription factor activity
Source: RefSeq, a predicted model, not a curated record
UCUCAUCUGACCAGAACUUGUGUCACUCUCAAAUGGGUCCAAACCCAAGUAGUCCACUGUUCAAACCCACCAUGGCCCCCACAUUUUUUCCUCCACAUCCCCUCAAUACUGAUAUACAACCCCAGUACCCUAAACUUCCUUUCUCUCGCAGUCUUCUCUUCCUCCUAACAUUCCUACCUCUCCAUAUCACUCUCUCUCUCUUGCUCUCUUAGUUCAUUUUUUUCUUCAUGGACAGUGGUGAGAGAGAAACUCAUGACUUCAUGAAUGUGGAAUCCUUCUCUCAGCUACCUUUCAUCCGCCCUGCACCACCAGUCAAGGACAAGCCCAUCCGCCUCUUCGGCUUCGAAUUCGGAUCCAACGCAUCCGAACCCAACAACAACGAACCCGACUCAGAAAAAGACGCUAACGACCUCAACAACAACGCUACUUCUGACGAUGGUCGAAGAUUCGAGUGCCAUUACUGCUGCCGUAACUUCCCUACUUCCCAAGCCUUAGGCGGCCACCAAAACGCACACAAAAGGGAACGUCAACACGCGAAACGCGCUCACUUCCAGUCCCACGCCAUGGUCCACCACAACUCCUCCUCUGAUGGGCUUUACGGCCUCGUCAAUCACUGGCCCGGCCCAACUUUAUCUUAUCCUUCAUGGAACAGCCACCCCACAAGCAGCAGUUAUAAUAGGUUUUACGGAAGUCAUCAUCAUAGCUCGUUUUCGCAGCAGCGGCUCAUAAAUGGGAGUCCAUUGGGCCUGUGGAGGGUCCCGAGCGUUCAAAGUGUUAGUGGUUCGGUUAACCGCGACCGUUCAAUGCAUCCGCUGCCGUCGUUUGCCGGUGAUGAAUUGAAGCCUUCGCUAACUGACUCGACGGUCUCACAAAGUCGGUUUGUGUAUAAGAAAGCCAAGUCAAACGUGCAAGACCACGUAAGUCUGGAUCUUCAUCUGUAAUAAUUAAAUGAUUUUUUUUUAAUGAGCAUAUGUAAUAAUUGAUUAAUUACACAGCAUUCCAGAUAUUUUAAUUUCCUGAGCUGGAAAUUAAUUAAUUAACCUAUAAUUUGAUGUGGACUUAGUUAGUUAACCCUAAUAAGCAUAUUAAGGUCCCUUUGUUAUUUUAU